This is a messenger RNA of Papilio polytes (common Mormon), 2124 nucleotides long. It is a transcript of the gene OstDelta, whose product is annotated as dolichyl-diphosphooligosaccharide--protein glycosyltransferase subunit 2. Gene Ontology annotation, cellular component: oligosaccharyltransferase complex; membrane. The record is from RefSeq and is a predicted model, not a curated record. NCBI's taxonomy places the organism in Eukaryota, Metazoa, Arthropoda, Insecta, Lepidoptera, Papilionidae. Gene Ontology annotation, biological process: protein N-linked glycosylation. The coding region runs from base 152 to 1681 and encodes 509 amino acids. The transcript has 9 exons.
CUACGUCUUGCGUUUCUGUCAAAUAAUCAACGCCGGUGGACAAAAACUAUUAUUUUAAUGUAAUCUACAUUUAUGUCUUAAAUAAGCUAGAUAUAUCUUAGAAAUAGCAUAAACACGAUCUAAGUUAUAUUCGUGUUUACCAGAAAUAAAUAUGUAUAACCGUGUGUUAUGCUUACUUUUUGUAAGUUCCUUGGCUCUUAGUCAAGCAAAUAUCCUCCAAAGUACAGUUAAUGUGAAGAAACUGCAGGGGAUUUUAGAGGAAGGUUUAAAAAGUAAAGAUGUAGGCGCUCUUUACUUUGCCAUCAAAGGCUUAAAGCAAAUAAAUGCCAAAAUACCAGAAGUCUGUGAUGUAUUGAAAAGUUUAAAAUAUGAUAUUUCAAACUUGGAGCAAGUGUUUUAUGUAACAAAUGCAGCAGCACUGGCAAAUUGUUUGACCAUAUUGAACCCAGACCUCCUUGGCACUCCCACAAGGACUUUGGACAAGAAAGAUGCUACCCUACAAGAAAUAUACUAUGCAGUAUAUUCAUUGAAGGCUAUGGGCAAAGGCACCAUCAUGGACAAAGAGGACUCCCUGAAGAAUCUUAUACAGUUGUUAAAGAAAGAUGAUUCUCCAGCCAACUAUGGGUAUGUGUUUGCAUUGUGUGAGCACAUGGGUUGUGGCACAUGGACAGCUUCACAUGCUGAGGGUGUGCUACUAGCUGCUGACGAGACUGACGCCCGCGCGCUGCACUUUGAUGGAGGCCUUCCUGCCACUGCACUCGUACUUGGUAGCAUAGCAAGGACAUACAAAAGCCUUAAGAAAGCAUCACCACUGAGUGAGGAGCAGCGCUACAAGUUCAGUACCUACGUAUCGGGAAGGUCGGUGAGCACGCCGCGCGGCGCCGCACUGCUGCUUGAGGCCGCCACCGCACUCGCUGACGACGAGCCAUCUCCUAUCUGCAUAGUAAUCAAGGGCAAGAAAUACGUAACUUCCGAGUCAGACUCUGUUGAGUUUUCGAUCACUGACCUCAUUGGUCGUCCAGUCCGCGGUCUGAAGCCCGAGGAAGUCGUCGCCCAGUCCGCCACACGUCUCGCUGACGAUGUAGUGGUGUUGUCCAAACAACCAUUAACACAGAAAGCCAAUGAACCGACAACCUUUGUACUUAACCUCGGCAAGAUCAAGGCACAAUACGGUCUUUAUAAGAUAUCUCUUAGCGCUGGAUCUAAGACGGCCAAUCUGAAUGUAGCUGUUCUCGGUGAGAUUCAAGUCAGUAGCCUGGAGGUGGGCAUUGGUGAUGUUGAUGGUACAACCAGUCCGAAGAUUACCACAAUCACACACCCCAACAAGCUGACUGAGGUGCUCCAAGCUGAUCACUUGCAGAAAGUAAGCUUGAAGUUCAGCGUGCGCGAUAAGUACAACAACCCAGUGUCGGUGCAGCAGGCCUUCGUGCGCGUCGCCCCCGCCGCCGCGGCACCCGCAGACCUGGAGGCUAUCUACGUAGCUGAGCCCAGCGCUAAGACCUACAAGGUCGAGCUGCUGCUCUUCCACCUCGCAUUAGGAGGUUCCCUGUGCCUGUACGUGUUGCUGUGGCUGCAGCUGUCGAUGUUCGCGACGCUGCGCUACCUGGCGCCGCUCGCGCUGCUCACCUUCCUCGCCGGACAGCGGCUGCUGCGCAGACUCGCGCAAGACAAGACGCGCUAACUGACACACACUCUUAUAAAUAUAAAUAUUUACUAGUUUGAAUGCACAUCUACAAUAUAUAUGUAUUUUCAAUAGUUUAAAUCUCCAAAUAUAAUUUGUUUAAUGCUGAAAUGUAAGAAUUUUACGUUCGAAUUUGCACGAAGUCCUUGUUUGUUUUAUUUAUAAAUUGUGUUGUGUCAGAUGUGAGGUGUAGAGAAUUUUCCUAUUAAAUAGUGUCUUAUUUGUGAAAAUUGUUACAUUUAUUUUGGUGUCAAUGUCGUUGAGAAUUGGAAAACCUUAAAGUAAUGUUUGUAACUGCAAUGUCAUUUUAAGGUUAUGUAUGUAUGUUUGUCUAAAGUAAGCCAAUACUAAAUUUGAACAGCGCAAAUAUCAAAAAAAUAUCCAUUAUUAAGAUUGGUAUGUCCUAGAAUUAUAAUUUAAUGAAUAAAAGUGAUUUUGUUAUA